This is a messenger RNA of Trifolium pratense (red clover), 903 nucleotides long. Its product is annotated as germin-like protein subfamily 1 member 17. The transcript has 2 exons. Bases 67 to 729 code for a protein of 220 amino acids. Gene Ontology annotation, cellular component: cell wall. Gene Ontology annotation, molecular function: manganese ion binding. The record is from RefSeq and is a predicted model, not a curated record. NCBI's taxonomy places the organism in Eukaryota, Viridiplantae, Streptophyta, Magnoliopsida, Fabales, Fabaceae.
CAAUACUCACAAGUUAUAUACAUAAGAUCAAGAUCAAUAUUAAAGAUAGUAGUAGUAAGUUGCAAAAUGAAGGUUCUCUACUUCCUAGUUAGUAUCUUGGCUUUGGCAUCUGUAGCCCUUGCUUAUGACCCCAGCCCUCUCCAAGACUUUUGUGUUGCAAUCAAUGACCCCAAAGAUGGAGUAUUUGUGAAUGGAAAAUUCUGUAAAGACCCUGCGCUGGUUAAAGCUGAAGAUUUUUUCAAGCAUAUCGAACAAGGGAAUACCUCAAAUGCCCUGGGCUCUCAAGUAACUCCAGUUGCUGUAGACCAACUAUUCGGGCUUAACACACUUGGAAUAUCUUUGGCUCGUGUUGAUUUUGCGCCUAAGGGUUUAAACCCACCCCACAUUCAUCCUCGAGGCACAGAGAUCCUUAUAGUCGUAGAAGGAACUCUUUAUGUUGGAUUUGUGACGUCUAAUCAAGACAAAAAUCGUCUUUUCACCAAAGUUCUCAACAAGGGUGAUGUAUUUGUGUUUCCAAUUGGUCUCAUUCAUUUUCAACUCAAUAUUGGAUAUGGCAACGCCGUUGCCAUUGCUGGACUCAGCAGUCAAAAUCCAGGAGUUAUCACUAUUGCAAAUGCUUUGUUUAAAUCUAAUCCAUCUAUUUCUGAUGAGGUUCUUACCAAAGCAUUUCAAGUGGACAAGAGCGUAAUUGACUAUCUUCAAAAGCAGUCUUGGUAUGACAACAACUAGUUUAUGAACAUCCUUCCUGAGUCAUUUUUUAUUCUUAUGGAUAAUUGACUUUAUAGUGCUUCUCAGUCUAUUGCAACCUGUCUCUUCUAAAUACUUUUUUUUUUAAAUACUUAUUGUAAUCAAUAAAAUGGUUGUAAAAUAUUAUAUUUAAUUACACAAUUGCUUUCGUUGAAA